Sorghum bicolor (sorghum) is the source of this 657-nucleotide messenger RNA. Its product is annotated as citrate-binding protein. Lineage: Eukaryota; Viridiplantae; Streptophyta; Magnoliopsida; Poales; Poaceae. The record is from RefSeq and is a predicted model, not a curated record. The transcript has 2 exons. Bases 1 to 657 code for a protein of 218 amino acids.
AUGGUUGCAGUAGUAGCCUUGUUGGCGUCGUCUCCGGCGCCGGCGGCCGCGUCGCGUGCCGCAAGGGCCCCUGUCCACGGUGGCAACCCGACGGUGGGGUUCACGGAGGUGAGGCUGACUGAGAGCAACUUCGAGCUGCAGCGUCCCUACGACGAGCCGAGCGGCGACCGGUACAGCUUCCACGGCGGCGUCCGGCAGCUGUGGGUGCUGUCCUCCGACAAGCCCCACGCUCGCAACAGCCACACCAGCCCCAGAACGGAGAUCAGGAUGACGGGCUACGACUACUCUUCUGGGGUGUGGCAGUUCGAGGGCUACGGCUACGUGCCCGCCGGCACGACGGGGGUGUCCAUCAUGCAGGUGUUCGGCGCCGGCGAGACAGCGACGACGCUGAUGCUGCACGUCUACGACGGCGCGCUGCGGUACUACGACCGGCAGGUGGUGGAGGACGGCAUCUACGACCGGUGGUUCCGGCUCAACGUGGUGCACGACGUCGGCGCGUCGAUGCUCACCGUCUACAUCGACGGCGUCCAGAAGCUGCAGGCGCCGGGACGCGGCGGCGACUCGCACUACUUCAAGUUCGGCGUGUACGCGCAGAGGCACGCCUCCAGCUGCAUGGAGUCGCGCUGGAAGAACAUCAAGAUCUUUAGGAAACAUUAG